AUGCAUAUUCCAUCUGUACUAUUCUCCACCCUUAUAUUAUCCACGGCUUCGGCAUUCCCCACCAAAACCUCAAAUCCUGAGCGGCUAUUUCCUCGUCUUCUGUUGCGGAAACUAGAUACGAAUGCCGAUGAACAUAGUCUGCGAUUCCAGCCAGCCCUCGACCUUGAUAGGGACAGUUGCUACCACACCGCAGCUAUCGAUAGGGAUGGGACGGUAGACAAAGGCCUCUCCGAAUUGGAUGGCCUCCUCGCAAAGGACUGCCGGGAUAAAUCCCGGCUUGACAAUGCAAACGUCUACACAAGGAAGCGCUGCAAUAAUGGUUGGUGGGCAUACAUGUACGACUACUACUUUGAAGCUCAUAGAACGGGCUCUGUGCACGGAAAGUAUCACCACCGGGACAACCCGCUACUGCAAGAUGGUCACCCUCUGAUAGUGUAUUACAAGAGGCCAAUGACAACCGAUGGCCUUCGGUUUGCCAAGUACAAGGACGUAAAAAACGUUAAGAACCGUUACUGGAAGUGGGUUAUCGUAGACCUAGUUGGCUGGGAUAGGUUCCCUACCCCAAAGUUCAGGCACAAGUUAUUAAAAUAUAACUAUGGAAAGGCGAGAUUUCAUUUAGCCGAUAAACACUUUUCGAAGGGUUUGCAUAAGGCAGCGGGAAAACAUGUUCCUGAAUUUAACCCUAAGAAGGAUGGAAGGGAGGAGUAUGAUCAUAACCGUGAGAAAAUCAAUAUUAAGAAGGGCAAGAAGGAUGAAGAUAAAUUAAAGGACAAUGAGGUAAAGAGCGUACAAGGGGAGCAGAAAGAGGAAGAGAAGGGCGAGGAAAAUGAAUAG
Fusarium fujikuroi IMI 58289 is the source of this 834-nucleotide messenger RNA. RefSeq lists its product as uncharacterized. Lineage: Eukaryota; Fungi; Ascomycota; Sordariomycetes; Hypocreales; Nectriaceae. The coding region runs from base 1 to 834 and encodes 277 amino acids. The record is from RefSeq and is a predicted model, not a curated record. The transcript is spliced from 3 exons.